AGUUGUACAAAACUAGCACCAAAUUUGUGGCUCUUGGUGUUUGUUGGGGUGGGAAGAAGGAAUGGAUUUAGAGAUGGCUGGGCAGUAAGCUAGACUUCACUGUGUCACUGUACCAUUUAGCGCGAGUGAAACAACCAACCUUUAGGAGCGCUGUUAGAGAGUGCUUGACCUGGUACAAGGGUGCAGGAGAAGUAGGAGGCCAGCGAGAGACUGAGAUUUCCUUGGAGAUGCAAAGACUGUGUCUUCCCUGGUAUCUGAAGGCUAACACAGUGCUUGGCACAAAGAAGAAAGCCAAGAUGUAUUUGCUGAAUGGAUGAAAGAAGUUAUUUUGUUUAAUGAAUAAUAUUUGUAAAUCCUAGUUUUUCUUUAGACAGAUAGUAUCAUUUUAUGUUUUAGCUUGGAGCAGUUUCCUAAUUUUUCUCCAUGAUGCUUUAUGUUAUGUAAUAUACCUAUAAAUGCCUGCAUCCUUGUGAAAUCUUUAUAUAAGGACUCAGACUAUUUUUACAACAGUCUUAGAAACAUGGCUGUUGUUUCUCAUGAGUCAUUGCAGUGAUCUUGACUUUGCCUGUGUAAUUAUGAGAUACCUGAUAGCAAACCUCACAUUUUUAUAUCUAAGUCAGGUAAAAUAUAAGAAGUUCUUUUGGUUUUAAAAACUGAUUUAUAUACAUCUUUGAUGGCUUUGUACUAUAAAAGUUGAUAGUUUAUAUGUUUGAAAAUUAUAUCCUUUUAUCUAUGUCUAAGGAAUGAGGUGUUUUGUCAUGGUCUCUGUGGAUGCAUCAUAGUUCUUCAUCUAGUGAUAGAGCAUCUUUUUCAAGACUAUGACCCAGAAAAUUAUCCCUUAAAGUUAUUAUGGGAUUUUAUAGAUCAAAGACUUAGGAAGUAAGGUAUCAUUGGUCCUUUUUUAGCAGACUAAAAUGUUGGGUGGAGAUAAGAUGUAACAGAAGAUCCUUUGUCUCCAUCUUCAGUAAGUCUUUGAAAUAGACUUUUCAAAGUCCCCACCUUUACCAGUAUCCAAACAUAAGCCUUUCACGUGGACUUUCUAAAGUUAGGCAAGACCAUGUGAGCAUGCCUUGACGAUGCUGCCAGCUCUGGAACUCCGAGAACUUCAGGUUUGCUUGCAAAAAUCAGAUCAUGGAAAUAAAUCCUAGCACAUAGAUAAACUUCAUUAAAGUCUGUUGUGGUCUGAAUAGAUUCUAUCAGUAGGUUGGGGGAGGGUGCUUCUCAGCUAAAGACCUGGUUGCCUGGAGGCCCAGACAGAGCAUUAUGGUGAGUUACACCUUUUGCCUUGUCUGGUUUUGCUAAUGGCCCAUGAUUUAGGAAUAAGGUGAUACUUCUGAUCAGUAAUCUCUGACUUGCUGUCUCUAGCACUUUUUCUCUAGGCUGUACACAGCAGCCCCUCCUACCCUAUCCUCCAUUACUUUGGGGGUUGCUGUUAGAACUCAUUUGGCAGUAUUUAUUGGGAUCUAUGCUUCAGACACUGUGCUAGAUUCUGGAACUGACUUUGAAUAACAGAAGAAUUGGCUAUUGAGUAGCAUGUUUUAAAAAAUUAGAUUGGAUUUAAACAAAUUUACGAGUAUGGUACCUUCAGGGACAGGGGCCUGUCCUUAAAAGUGUACAGCUUUGGGAAUAGGAUUCUUAGGAUACACACACAAAAGGGUGAUUUCUUCUCCCUCUGAACUGGGACUAGAAACUACCAUCACAGGGGCCUAGGUUGUAGGAAAGAGAGAGGAUUACCCAGCCUCGUAGAGCUUGAGGCCCAGACCCUCCCCAACUCCAAAGGCAGAUUGUGGGACAGCUCGGUCUGCUCUUCACCAGCAUGCCCCAUGCCAGCAUUUCUGAGUGACAGCCACAUAGACCAUCCAUGGAUGGUGAUGCUGAUCCUGGAAUGCUGAUGUCAUGAAGCUGGUUCCCCAGGAAAUCUUUAGCCUUACACAGGUUGUACAUGGCUAGUAAAGACGGCCCAGAUGAAACAUUUGUUCAGUUUUAACCUUGAAUCUUGGGAGACUGACCUUUCUGAAACAUUGUAACUUUCAGUUAAUGGCCACAUGCCACAGAGCCUCCUUGUCCUGAGACUAGUUAUAAACCUGAUACACAUUUCACGUAUAUACUCCACAUACAAGGCCUUUUAUUGCUAGUGGAUGAUCCUGCGCUGAUGCUUUCAACUGUCAUCAUGGUCCAGUAGUCAGCACUAGUGGCUGUAUAGUGCUAGACUUCUAGAAUCUGUCUCCUGCCCUGAAAGAUGACACAUGAUGACUGGUGAGGGGGCCCAGAUUUUGAACCAGCACUCUCAGUCCCACCAGCUCUCCAGCCGUGCAGAGGCUUUUGAGCUAUGCAGACUACAAAAGGUUUAUUCACACUUUGCCAGCCUGAUUCACCCUCUGAUGCACUUUUUGAAGGAGAAUUGCAGAAUUUGCUUGAACAUCAUUGUGGCCUUUUUAGGGCUGACAUGUUUAGUUGAAGUCUCCACAUCCAUUUAGCUUAACUCUGACUUCUGAUUCCCAUUUGUGGUAUAGACUGAAGCCUCAGAUUCUGUACAAAAUGUACUAUAUACCAAUUCCUGGAAUAGGAGUUUAAGAUGAGAAAAUAAACUGGCAAUAUUACUGGCAAAAAUUUAAAAAUAAAGCACUAUAAACUGGGCAGAGAUAAAGUGACAUUCAGAGAACUUGAUUCAUGUACAUUUAUAUAGUUAUCAAGCAGUAUAAUUAAGAUUUAAACUGAGUUCUUUUCAUGAGAAUGUAUAGUAUACUAGGAUUCUCUAGCUCCUAUGACUAAGGAUCAGUCAGAGCAAUUAGGUAAAGGCCUACCUUUUUGAAUAGGAUUUGCCCAGUCUGGCUAUUCUUGGUGAACCCUCAUUACCCACAAACAAGAGUAAAGUUUGUGUUCAAUAGUGUACCAGGAGAGUGGUUAGGGAUGCACAGUGCUGAUUCUUAUGUGUCAUUGGUCUAUAUUUAUUGGACAAGAUGGGAUAUUUGAAUUUUUAUAUCAGGUUAGAAUUUUAAAAUCCUGACAAGAAAGUCACUAAGUUUAGUGUCUAACAGAAAGAGACUUCAGUUCAGUAGUUUCCACCUUCCCAUUUUUGUGGUUUCUGAACCUACUUUAAACUUGGCCAUGACCAAAUAAAUGAAGGCCAAAGUGGGUUUGUGUUUAUUGGAGACAGAUUAUAAGCCAGUCUGUAAUAAACAAGUGAGGUCAGAAGAAAGAUCUUCCUGUUAACAACAGAUAAAUUGAGUGCUGUUUAACAAGUUGGGAAUUUUUAGUUUUUAGUCUUGCUGAUUUCGUAGGUUGAGACUUGCUGGUUCAGAGCUAACGGCUUUUGGACAGGCUUGGACCUAAGAUUGUGUUAGCUGAUCAGGGUUAGAGUGAAGGGUCAACAAGCCAUUGUGGAAUAUUGUCAGAAGCUUCCAGUAAGUUGCCCGUAUGUGUAUGGAACUCACAGAAGAGUUAGUCUUUGUGUCUUGGGGAAAAGCAGAUGAGUACAAGAAGCUAUUGAAGAGAGCUAAGUAGAAGAUGUGGUUACUUAAUAAACCCGUCCCUGGACAUCAGGACUUGAUAAGGCUCAGUAUAAUUGAGGGGUGUCCUGGCUUGAUCUAGCACCAGGCGUUGCCCAGUGGUGACAUAGUCCAUAGGGAUGACUUAGUAGGGCUUCUUGUCUCUGUUAAUUGGGCACUUUUACUCGGUUCAUUACUGCUUUGUAGUUAUUCAGCACAUACUGAUAUGAAUGUCUGACCGUGGUAGCUACUGAGGAGUAACCAGAAUCCACAGAGGCCUGCCACUAACAUGUUCAUUGUGAACAGUCACAAUGACACAGGUACUGCAGGUCACAUGUGUAUAAAAACAAUAGGCUGAGUGUUUGGCCUCUGUGAUCUGAUUGGUGUUCAAAUCUUGGCCAUUUUCUUUGGCAGUAUACCUUCAAUAAAAAAAAAAUUAAUGACUUUACCUCGUUGCUCAACAGUGUUAUUUGGGCAGCUGUUUUGUUAGUACUGCAGUGCUUAAAAAAAAGCUCUCAGCAAAGCAGAUUAUUCUCUCUUUGGGACCUUUAUAAGAAUUAUUUUUAUCUAGGUAAAGUGUUCAUCAUAUGAAAAUGUUUUAGUGUACAUUCCUUUUGGUAUGGGGAGAAACAUGGCUCUCUAACAGCACUAAUAUUACUGUCAUAUCUUCAAAAUGCAGAAGAACUUCUAACAGGUUUUAACCGGCUGGUUAGCACAAUGGGAGCAAAAUACACACUUUACAGGGUACACUGUAAAGAAAACUCUGCAGGUCUCAGAAUGUCAAAGCCUUCACUGUCCCUAGUAUCUAGAAUGAGAAGUGAUAAAAUGACCUAGUUACAUCUACUGGAAGCCAUAUGUACAAAGACACUGAUUUCACAAUGGAGUACUGUAGCAAAUGAUGGCAAACAACCCCAGUGUGCAAAUUAAACUAACUGGAACCAAUUGUAAAACGUUGCACACAAUGUAAUGCGGUGAAGUCAUUAAAAACAGUGACUCAGCUCUGCAUGUAACUGGGCAGUACAUAGUGAAUUCCCAAAUUUUAUUCAGUUGCUAGGGGCAGAUAUGGGGUGGUUGAAUUUAUAAAUUGUUACUCUGCAAGUGUUUGUUUUACAGCCACAUUUUUGUACAUUUAAAUGAGAGCACACAUAGUUAUUGUUUAUGGGUAGACUGUUUCUGGAAGGUUACAGAGGAAGCUGAGAAGUAUUUGCCUUCAAGGAGGGCAGUUGGUAGCUGAGGGCGGGCUUAGAAGAAAUUGAGGUUUUAAAAAUAUUUUCAUUUGGUGUCUCAAUACAUUUCAAAUCACAAAUGUGUAUUAUGUUAAAAAGGUUUAAAAUCAUUACAUAGGAGAUUUGGGCCUGGGGACCAGGUUGAACAAUACUGCAGUGUCCAGGGAAAUAAGGUGAGGGUACCAGUCAAAGAAAAGGGAAGGAGUGAAUGACAGGCCUUGUGCACAAAGCCCAGAGGGCUGUGUGUGCUGCUGGUGGCACAUGCCUGCAAUCCCAGCAUUUGGAAUGCUGAAGGCUGUAAGUUCAAGGCUAGUUCACUCUGUAUAGCAGGACCUUGUCUCAAAACAGACAAAUGAACAAACAAACAAUCUAGAAAACCAUGAACAAAGAGGCGACAAAUGGAAGAAGAAAAUGUAGAGUUGUGAAUUUACUGUAGAGUUGUGUAGAGGGUGGAGAUUUUAGCCAUUUAUGACGUAUUUUUAAUUAUGGGGAGCAAAUGUGGGACUAAAAGGUUUGCAGGGCAUGGCAGCUGAAAAGAGGACUUCAUUUCUGAACCUUGUGAAUUUGAGAUAACGGUAAAGAGCUCCUGGGGAUGGUUAGCAGGUGAUGAGGGGAGAUGCUUUUAACACUAUUAAAAUGGAUUUAAAUAUUUUUUAGUAUUGUUUUCAUGGCUCUUUCAGAGUUUCUAGUAUUUCAAAUUCUUCUCCAUGCCGUAAGUUUGAUUAUGGAGUAAUGGAAAAUUUAGGUUUUAAAAGUAUUUUCAUUUUGUGAUGACAAUACAAAACAAGAUAAUUAUUUUGUUUUGAGAUUCUCUAUUUCAUACAUGUCCUGGACAAAGCCAUUUACUGUUACAAACCAAAGAGCUUGUGCCAAGGGAAUGAGACUAAUGCAUUGUUCCAAUAUCUGGAACAGUCUGAAAAUACUAAACAAAUGGUGAAACUUUUAAUGUGUCCAUUAACUGAAACCACUGAUUUACAAUGGGAGUGUAUGUGACAGCUUGCAUAAAUAAUUUCUGAAAUCACCGUGAUGCUUUCUGUUACGAUUAAUACCAAAAAACACAGUUUCUCUUGUUCAGUGUAAUAUUUCAAAUACAGUAUUGCAUGUGAUAUUAUGUAUUUGUAAAUAUUUUAUUCUCGGAAAGUGCUAGAGUCCUAUUUUAGUAAAAUUACUAUUAUUAUUAUUAUUAUUAUUAUUAUUAUUUACCAUCUUAGUUACCUUUUCUUUGCUUGGACAAAAUACCCAACACCUACAAGAAAAAGGUUUAUUUUGGUUCACAGUUUGUGGAGGUUUCAGCCCAUAGUUUGCUAGCUCCAAGGCAAGGCAGCGUGGCAUAGGGGUAUUGCAAAGGAGACACAGCUCAGGAGGUGGCAGUGGGAAGCAGGGAGAAAGGGUGCAAGGCAGGAAGGAAAGAGAUAGCCUUUUGCAGGCCAUGGCCACAGUGAUCCACCUCUUACAACCAGGCUUUACUUCCCAAAUCACAGUCAGCUGUAAUUGCAUCAGUGGACUAAUCCAUUGGGUAUCACACCCUCAUGAUCCAAUCACCCUCCAAUGCCCCACCUGUGAGCACAUGAGGCUUGGGAGUUGGGAGGGGUAUGUAUAUAUCAGCCAUAACAUUCAACAACACUUUUAUAUUGUCUUUUUUUUUUGCUUACCUUUAAGGAAUAACACAACUAUCUAUGAUGUGAAGAUGCAACUGUGCAGCAUCCCUGAGUAUUACCUUUAAGGAAAAAGAAGUGCACAGCACAUGUAGCCUUUUCUGCCCAUCCUUCCAGGAUGAUGUCAGUAACUUCUUGGCCAUUCCUUUGUUCUGUAGUAGAUGGCUAAAAAGACAUUAAAAAUUUAAUUCUAAAUCUUAACUGUGUAGUGUGACCCUGAACCAGUUAUACACUUUUCUGUGCCAUAUUUUUUAAUUUGUGUGGACAAAACGAGAUUAUGUAAGUGGCGUAUUCAAGUACCCUGAAAAUGAUAACUCACAGUAUUUGGACUUGCAAAAUUAUUUUAAUUUCAAAUGUGAAUACUAGAGUCAUCCAGAUUCCUCACAACCAGCUGGUCACUCAGUUCCGUCACUUCUGUCUCCCAAGAAGCUGUGCUUUUCACCUCUGUCAUCUGCUCAGGUCAUAGAGUGCUCCCACAUGCAGCAGCCUCCUCUCUGUACCCUAACUCAUAUCCUCUCAUUCCUUGUGAAGUUUAAUGAUUCUGCCCGUCAGCCAGGUGUGCCUGUAAUCCUAGCACUCUGGGAGGCUGAGGCAUGAGAAUUGACAGCUUAGCAAUUUUGUGAAACCCUAACUCAAAAUGUUUCAAAAAAUUAUUUUUUUAAAGGACUGAGGAUAUAGCACAGCACAAAAGCCUUGCAUUCAAUUUGCAGUACCAGAAAUAACAACAAAAAAAGUCUCCUCCUCUUAUUCCAGCCAUCAACCUGUCUUGUACUACUGUUUUGCGAAGGGCUAGUUUUUGUCUCUUUUUUCCAUUGUGCUUAAAGCUCUUUAAUAACAGUGCUCCAGGCCCUUUUCGAGCAAAUCCAUACCCUUUUGCAUGGUUAAACUUUUCCAUAAUUACUCCUCUCCAACUUUAUUUUGAUUUUCUACCUUUGUGGUCUCAUCACUCUAUUUCUGAUAUUUAACUCUUGUUCAGUGCUGUCUUCUGUUUUGUGUGUCCCUUACUUUGCAGUGCCCACACCUUCUCUUUGCUCCUCGUUGGCUUCCCUCCCGUAGAUACACACAUGACACUGAACUCUCUUAUCCUUCCUUCCUUCCUUGGCUGCGUCCCCUCUUCUCACGCAAAGCACCGCUUCUUUCUUUGGUCUUUGUAAGUUGCCCUUUCACUGUGUCCUCUUGGUGCCCUGAACAGUGACAACAUGGAUCAGGUUCAGAUCUGGAAAGGAUUUUAGAAGCUGGAAGCUGUGCCAAGUGGUUUGGAAGAUGACAGAAGCUAGGUUUGUUUGUCUCUGCUUCCCAUUGUACGGGUGUUCCUCAGUUGAACAGACUUGAGUUUCAUUUCUGUGUCCCGUGGGCUGCAGUGAUUGUGUGGCCAAAAAUAAGCACUUUUUCCACUUUCUAAUGGAUGAAAUGAUGGAUUCAAGUGGAGAAUGUCAGUUUUAAACUGUCACAAAAGGUAGCCUUCAGCAUAUUUCUUCUUUAAAAAUGUGAUAACUUCUCUAACUCGCCAUCUCUGCCCAUCAUUUACAUUAACAUACUUUGUUCUGUGGUUGUAUUUCGCUUUUACACUACAGUUAUGAAAGAGACAUGAAGUAAGCAGCAGUAGAAACAUGUUAGAUGUUAGUGUGUAAUUGGGGGGAAAUGCUUCAAAGAUUAAGAAUCGUGUGUUGUGAUAGAGAAUGAAAGGAGAGAGUUAGGUAAGGUUAUCGGGGAAGGGAGAAAAUGUUAUAUACAGUUGUAUUGUCUUAAGCCAUUAAAAUUAGGAUAAUUUGUUACAGUAACAAUAAACUAAUGGGAAUUGACUAAAGAUUAAUAAAUAUAAUUUGUGUGAAUUUAAGAGAGUUAACACUGAUUUGACUCAAACUUUAUUAGUCUCCAGAAACAAUGGCUUAUUACACAUUUACAUACAUAAGUGAUGUAAUCAUAUAGACGAGGUUUAUGCAACAACACACAUAUAAUAACUUAUAUAUAAAGGAUAUCCCAAUGAGUAACACUUCAGACCUUUCUUGGUGGAUUCAGAGAGGCCUCUCCAUGCCCUUUUCCUAGGGAAGACAGGCCAGGGACGCACACCCUGCAGAAAGACUGUCUUGGCCGCCAUCGUUACAAGUGUCUUUUUAUUUUUGACCCUCUGCUUCACCAGAGGCUUCUGGGAAUGAGCAGUUAGGUCCGUGAGUUUAAAACACAGCUUUCAAUUCUUAAUAGCCCCAGAAAAGUGGUAAACAGACUGCUUUCUUUUGCAGAUGUAAAUUAUACAAUGUUGAUUUCAGUUGUUGAUUUGAAAAUGUUGAAUUCUGCCACCUCGCAUAUCUUUAUUAAAUUCUUUUCAAGAGAAUCUAUUUUUGUUAUAUAUUUGAAUGUUUACAUUUAAAGAAAAAUUUGCUUUUUAGCAUUUGUGGUCCCAUAGAAAUACUGUGUAUCAGGGCUCCAGUGGCGCACUGGUUGGCAUACGGUACUUAUGCAAAAAUACCAUGUAUACAGGGAGAAUAUUUAUAGUGAGCACAAUGAAACCUGUGUCACUUUUUUGUUGGGGAAACAUAUAUCAGAAUUUGUACUUCAUACAUUAAGACAAUGAGAACAUUGUAGAAGGAAGUCAGAUUAACUUGGAAGGGCACAUUAUAAUGAAAGUGUAGCUCCUUAGUGGAGAAGGAACUUUUAUGAAUGAAAGUGAUAUUAAGCAGAUUUGAGGCUCAGAGACUUUGACAAUAAGAUUUGAUAGCUCUCUCUAGCUUAGUGCAUUCCAUCUUGUCAAUCGGUGGUCAGAAGUCUUUUUUUAUUUUUACUUUUUAUUUUAAAGGAGAAAAACAGUAAAUAGAAUGAUACAGAAGUUUAAAACAAGAUAAUAGGAAAUUAACAAUGGUAGGGAUUUUCAAAUACAUAGGUCAUUUCCCCCCCUUUUAAAUAGUUGUGACAAAUUUCAAAUAUACAUAGUCUCAGAAUAACCAUGGAAUAUACCCCACUUCCCCACAGCUCCUAGUAUUGUCUAGAUUUUUGUACCACCUGCUUCAUGUUUUUAUCUUUUCCUUAUUUUAGUAAAGCAGAAUUUUCACAGCACAGCACUUCUGUCUGCAUUCUUUGUAUUCAUCUCUAAAAAUAUAUAGUUGCCAGAUUUUAAUUCUUUAUUCUUUUCCACCUUUUUUCUGAAGCACAGAAACUGUGAAAGAGAAGAAUCAGCUAAAGGAGGCACUGUUUUGCAGUUCAGUAUUGUGUAGUAAAUUGAGUUUCUCCUUAGUGUAAGUUAGUUUCAUUUACAUAAGGGAUGUAUUAUCGAAUUGUGGACAGUUCAUUUUUCUCAUCAAUAUAUUGUGAUUAAGUUAAUUCAUACUUAAUUUCCAGAGAUAAUGGAACAACCAGUUGAUACUGCUUUUUUACCUUAAGUCUGUAGUCAAGUAUUCCUUUAGAGAAAGCCAUACUCUUAGCAAAAAUGUUCUGUUUUUCAGAGGUCUUCCCUCCCUCUGUGAUUUCAUUGAUGUCUCAAUUAUUCAUUGAAUAAUUGUGUUGUAUUAUGUACUUAACAAAAAUUUUCUGCCAGACAUUAUUUUCAGGACUCAGAGUUAUUUGUAGAACCCUGUCACAAGUGAGUAGUGUUUCAUGUCUAUAGCGCAGAAUUUUCAGUUAUCUUUUGUCAAUCUAUAUAGAUAAUUACGUGACUUGUAGUCUGAUUUUUAAAACAAAUACUGCCUCUAGAAGAUGCUUAACUUCUUUUUGGGUAAAUAACAGGAUUGGUGUAGCUGUCCUCAUGUUUAUGACAAAGCUUCAUUCCAUUUUGAGUGCCUGUGGAGAUAUUUUGAAAUUUGAAACUCCUACACUUAGUGACAGCAAUGCCCUCUCCCCCAGGAUCAGAAUUGUUACUCAGCUAUGGAGACUGAUUGGUGAAAGGAUGGUCAGCCCAAACCAAGGGUCUGACUUUCAAAGAUCUCCUUUGACUCUCAGGAGUAGGUUUGUUGAUGUACAGAUCUAAGCAUGGCUCUGUGCUGGCAUCUGAAUUGAAUUUUAGUCAUUGUGAAAGGGAGUGGGGGAAACCUUAGUUCAACUACCAAGCAGUGUAAUUUAGUUUCCUGUUUACUUAGUAAGAGGCAUAGCAGAAUUUCUUUAUAAAUUUCACCUAUAGAUUAAAAACGAAGUUGUUGUAGUUGUAUGGGUUACCAGUCAACCUCAGUUGUAUCAUUCAUCUGUUAUAUCUUUCUAAGUUACUUUACCUCAUCGUGAAAUUUGUGUCUGACAACUUUUAGAAACUACUUCUUGAGCAGUUAGUGUACAUCACAUAGUACAGUAUUCACAUCUAUAAAAUAAACAUGAGUGGUAGUACACUUGUAUUGUGAAGUCUUGUGAUGAAAUCCUUUCUUAAGCCGAAAUUCUAUUCUUCACUUAAAUUAUACUGUCUGUUGAAAAUAUCUGUGGCAUUGUCUUUGAUCAUAGUGCCAAAAUGGCAUUUAUUAUGACAUAGUACUUCUUCCAUUAUAUAGGUCAUAUGAUAUAAUAUAAUUUCUUCUAUUAAAAUUCAAGUAACCUUGGAAGAAAUAUGCAUGAGACCUUUAUUAUCUGUUAAUACCUUAGAAAAAUUGACUUCUAGGUAAAUAAUUAUCAUCUUAGAAAAUAAAUGGGGCUUGAGGCAACAGCAUAAUAAAGUAAGGAAAUACUAUCCCUAGAAGUCAAAUGAACUGGAAGAGCUGAUGUUGGUCUGCAUACUUAAAGGUUCCUAGGGACCACUAGGUAAUAUAAAUGUACUAUGUGGAUACUGAAGAAAGUCAAUUUAAGGUGCUUGUGCUUGUACCUCUCUAAAUAUGAUAGAUUUUAAGCCUUUUUAAAAAAAAAAAAAAAAAAACACUGUUGAUGGUCUUAAUUUUGUGAAUUCUACUAUAUUACUUGGGGUGCAAUAGAUGGACGGCUAUUUCAGACUGGCCCUACACAAAGGAAUUCUAUUGCAGAUGGAUGAGAACACUAGGCGUUUGGAUCAAUAGGGUGCUGAAAAGUACUUAAGAGUACUUUUUCUUUGGACAUAGGUUAAAUCAGAUUCUGCCUUUACUAAUAAGAAAGUUGGACAUUUCCCUUGAAAACAGAAAUGAAUCCAAGUCACCUGUGUAACUUUGCUAUAAUAAGUUUAACAUUACAUCUGCCACUGUCUUCAUCUCUCCACACCACCACCACCACCAAACCAGGACUUUGGUUCUACAGGUACAUUUCAGAGUUUGGUUGGGUCUAUCUUGAUUCAGGUGCACACAUGCUGUUGCAGACCUGAGCUGAAUGGUAGAGGGACCCAGCUUACAGUGGGAAAUAUGAGUUUCUUUUCUCCCAAUAGAGUCACUUCAGAUGCAUGAUCACAUUGCAGUUAGGCACAUUUAUGUUGUCAAGGUGAAUUAUUUCCUUCUAUAAAAAAGAAUGAAAAAGCAACAUACAUAAUUAAAGAGUUGCAUAUAGAUUUUCUUAGGGAGGAUGGAAGAAGUAUAUUAGGACUGAGCGGUUGGCAGCUUCAGCAAUUCCAAAGCUGGUGUUUAAAAGGCACAUAAUUAUAUAUGAUUAGACUGUAACUAAAGUAAAAUUAUAUUCCUAAGCGGUAGUAAAUACAUACAAUAAAAAUUGCUAAAGCACAAUUGAAUUUUCUACUUGUGCUUUCCAAUAAGGGCAAUUUUGUAUUAAUCACUAAAAAUACAGUGAGUCCUACAGUAGGGCAGAUGAAAUCAGUUUGUUAGAAAGUACUUUAGCUAGAAAUAAUAAUUUUCUAACAUAAAAAGUUGUUGGCCAUUUAAAAUGACCAGAGCAGGUUAUAGAAUUUGCUUCACUGCAGAACCAAAACCUUAUUUAAAAUAAGUAGCCAUCUGCCUUGAAUAGGUAUGCAACCCACUGGAGAUGACACACUGAGUUCUUUCAGAGCUAUAGAAGGACUUUGAUGCUCUUAAGUUUUGCAAGCCCUUUUUUACAUUUGGUUCUCCUGUUAUGGUAAAUAUAAACGCAUGCAAUAGGGGAUGUCAAUUUUUUCUAAAUUCAUUGGUUGAUCUUUUCCUUAUAUCAUCUAAGGAGAUCAGUAUGUCAUUACCAUUAUUCCUCUGUUGCUGAUCUGCUGGUCAGUGACUAUUUUGUUGGUUUCUGACUUAGGCUCAUUUGACUUUUAUGUUGGGCCACACUGAAACCAAAAAUAUGCACAUGAAGAAAAAAAAUUUGUAAAUACAUAUGCUCUUUCUGUCACUGCUAAUAAAAAAGUGUUUUGCUUACAUUUAUUGAGCUUUGACUAACAUUGUAACUACCGCAUUCUUUAUCCCACAUACCAGAGGAGAAACUGAGGCUUAGAGAGCCUGGGAACAUGUCCACAGCCAGAUAGGCAAGCCAGGGUACUGAUGGGAUCCAGACUAGCUCAGUGUGGCUACAGAGUUAUGCCCUGAAUAACUCUGCCUUUAUAAUAGGUAUUUGAAGACUAACAGAGCCCUUUAAUUCACUUCUCUUCAUAAGCUUCUUUUCUUUCUUGCCUUUUUUUUUUUAAGAUCUAACAUUGUGGUAAAUAUCUUUAGACUCUGAAUCUCAAACUUGGCUGUGCUUGGGGAAUCAGCUGCAUGUUUGGACAUUCAGAUUUUUAAAAAUCUUCCAAGUGAAGGCUAGGGACAUAAUUACGCACUGGGGUGCCUAGCAUCUGGAAAGUCCUGGAUUCAGUCCCCACUACCUUAUAUCAGCCAGUCAGACAGUCAGUCCUCCAGGUGAUCGUACUGCUUAGGAACAAGACAAAAUUUUAAAUUCUAAAUUCUGUCAGCAAAAAUUAAAUAAUGUCUUUAUUACAGAAAUACUGUAUAUUUGCUUUAGAAAAUAGAAGCAAAUCAAAAAAUUAGUUAAAAGGAUCUGUAAUCCCUUAACAGUAUAUCUUUAUUUUUUUUUCCUUUUGGCACUGUGUACAUUUUUAUAGUUUUAAUUAAAAAUUACUAUUCUGUAGAAUUCUGUAUAUUUAGUACCAGGUUCCAUUUUAUGUUUGAUAGCAUUUGUAUAUUUGACCAGGUUCAGAAAUUCUUGAUUCUUAUAUAUACAUAAUCAUAUCAUUUGACCAAUCCUUAUAAACUGGUGAGUCUCAAAGUGGAACAAUAUUUCCAUUAAUAGGGAGUUUGUACAUUGUGUGAAGCACUGUAAACUAAAGUGAUUUAGACGUCCCUCUUUUGCUCCCUAGUCUUGUAUGCCAGUUUUCCAGACAAAUUUGUCUUUUAUGUUCUUCUUACAUCCUUUAGAGACUCUUAAGGUAGAGCCCACGUGGUUUUUUCCUGGCUCUGGAAUUCAGGGAAUGCUCAGUAAAUGCCUGAAUGAAUGGACAGAUACGUAUGUUCCAAGAUCUCAGGGGAGAUCAUAAUUCAAAAAAAUUAAUUAAUGAAGUAAGUUCAGAUAUGCCUGAAAAAAGCCGUUGAGGAAUUUUAGGGUAAUAGGAAGAGACAGUAAGAGUGGAGUGGAAAUUGAUGAGAGUGUUAUAGUUUGUGUCUGGAUGCCCCCCUUAGUCUCAUACAGUCAUGGGGGCAGGCUUCUAGAAUUUAUGAUUGAUUCUUGGUCCAGUGCUGGGAUGAUGGGUGUUAGUGCUGCUCCCAGCCUCAGUGGGGAGCCUACAUACAAUAUAAAGCACAGAAAGAGUCUUCUCUCUGUGCUCCUUCCUUUUUGCUCUUGUUGCUUUUACUAUCUUCUGCCGCCAUGAGCAGUUGCCCCUCUGCCAUGCCACCCUGCCAUAGAGUCAGCUGAUUAUGGACUGAAACCUCCACAGACUGUGAGCUAAAUAAACUUCUCCUUUCAUUUUGAUUGUUAGGUAUUUUGUCUUAGCAGCAAGAGAAAAGUAACUGAGAUAAAGCGUAACAAAGCCUUCUGGUUCCAGAAACCUCCCAGAUUUGGUCCCUAAUGCAUUCAUACUCUCCUGGGUUAUAGUAUGCUCCCCCACUAUGGGGAAGGGGCUGGGUUAUGGCCUUUUCCCCUGGCCUACUCGGUCAUAAUAAAGAGGCUGACUCAGAUAUAUUUUCAACUAAUUGGCCGAAUUUCUCUUCCUCCAGCACUGUCUGAAUAAAAAUUUGAUAAACUUAUGUUGUGUAAUGGAGUUCAGUUUAGGGAAUAACCAGAGUCUGUUAGCAACGAGGAGCUCUAGUGGCAUGGUUGGUUAGCUCGGGCUAACACUGGUCAGCACCUGUGACUGCCCAGGUGGUAGGGAGGAGGUUGAGAGUGUGGCAGGCUGAGCAUGGCAGGCCCACUGCAGGCCAGCCUAACGCAAAAGAGCCAAUCUGGUCGAUGUGUAGGUUUGCUGAGAGAUCUGGGCGUGUUGUGAAGCAGCCCAGACAACUGUGGGCCGCUUGUGGAGGUAUUUUGGUAAUGUCGCCACAGAGCCAGACAUCUUUGCAUUAUAUGAUUGUGAAGGAUUUAGUUUUCAUUCUGACUCCUUAUAAUGUAAUUUUAUAAUCACAGUCUUAAUUAUAAUUAAUCACAAAGCCUAUACGUCAAAACAGUUAGCAUUUCUUUUUGCCUCAGAAAAGCUUUACUUUUGAGUGAAGAUACAUUGUUGGUCUUUACUUAUUACUGUGUAUUUUAAGACAAAUUUUUAUGAAAAAUGAAGCGUUGUAAAUGUAUAUGUGUACUUUCAUCAUCAUAAGUUAUUUACAUAACUGAGUUAUACAUACUGGAACUCUUUUGAAUUGAGUCAUUUGGAUAGUUUGAAAAACUCUUAAAAACUAGAACCUAUUUUGUUCUCCCUUUUUUGCUGAAUUCACACUGACAGUUAAAGACUUUCAGUUUAAAGGCAUUAAAGGUGGUUAAAACCAUCAGUCAUCAUGCCCUACUUAAAGUUUAACAAAGAAAAAAUCAAAGAAUGGAAUAGUAAGCUUAGUUUGUCUCAAAAUGUUGUUCUUAUGAUAAAACCCUAAUAAAAGAGAAGGAAUCCUUAUAGUUACAUCAUAUAGGAUAGCAAAAAACAAACAAACACUAGUGGCUAUACUUACUCAGAUAACAGUGAUUCAGGAGAUUUCUGGAAUGCUGCACCAACCGCUGGGGCCAGGAGUAUAUUAUGCUACAUUUGAUGAGCUGUCCUAGAAAAACAUUCUGAAGCAAUAAAGCAUCCAUUUGGCUCCUAAGUAAUGAUGGAAGCAUUGCUCUUCACAUUAACUAUUUAUUCAGGAAGAGAAGUGACCAACUGCUAAUAUUAUUCAAACAGAGUCAUUUAAAACAAAAGAAAACGGGAAAGUGAGGUUCUCUUUGAUUUCAUGUGCAUUAACCAAGACCCAAAGUGGAGUGGUUGGAGUCCCUGUACCACGUGGCUUUGGCUGACUACAUAUAAGCGCAAGUGUCUGUCAGAUGUAGUAAAAGCUUCUGGGCUUACGCAAGGACAGUGUGGCCUAAACCAGUGACAGGACAGGAAGCAAUGACUGAUAAUCACUCCAUUCAGGAGGCUAAUGCUGUGUGCUGAGAACAGAAAAGAGAUGGAGGAUUGGAUCAGCUCACUGAAGUCUGUACAAACCAGAGAACCUUACGAGGUGGCCCAGUUUAACGUGGAACAUUUCUCAGGGAUGCACAACUGGUACGCCUGCUCCCAUGCCCGCCCCACCUUCUGCAACGUCUGCCGAGAGAGUCUCUCUGGAGUCACUUCCCAUGGCCUGUCCUGUGAAGUGUGCAAAUUCAAGGCUCACAAAAGAUGCGCCGUGCGAGCAACAAAUAACUGCAAGUGGACCACGCUGGCCUCUAUCGGGAAGGACAUCAUGGAGGACGAAGAUGGAGUUGCGAUGCCUCACCAGUGGCUGGAGGGCAACUUGCCUGUGAGCGCCAAGUGUGCUGUCUGUGACAAAACAUGUGGCAGUGUUCUUCGUCUGCAAGAUUGGAGAUGCCUUUGGUGUAAAACAAUGGUACAUACUGCCUGCAAAGAUUUAUACCACCCUGUAUGUCCACUUGGCCAAUGUAAAGUAUCUAUCAUACCUCCAAUUGCACUGAACAGCACUGAUUCUGACGGUUUCUGUAGAGCAACAUUUUCAUUCUGUGUUAGUCCUCUGUUGGUUUUUGUCAACUCUAAAAGUGGAGAUAAUCAGGGCGUAAAGUUCCUUCGACGUUUUAAACAGCUGCUAAAUCCGGCUCAGGUGUUUGAUUUAAUGAACGGAGGCCCUCAUUUAGGUUUAAGAUUAUUUCAGAAGUUUGACAAUUUCCGGAUUCUUGUUUGUGGAGGAGAUGGAAGUGUGGGUUGGGUUUUGUCAGAAAUUGAUAAGCUCAACCUGAAUAAACAGUGUCAGCUGGGAGUACUGCCCUUGGGCACAGGCAAUGACCUUGCGCGGGUCCUUGGCUGGGGAGGUUCAUAUGAUGAUGACACCCAACUUCCUCAGAUACUAGAGAAGCUGGAACGGGCGAGUACCAAAAUGUUGGACAGGUGGAGUAUAAUGACAUAUGAACUCAAAUUGCCCCCGAAGGCUUCUCUACUUCCUGAACCUCCGGAAGCACCUGAAGAAUUCUAUAUGACGAUUUAUGAAGACUCAGUUACAACUCAUCUUUCAAAAAUCCUCAAUUCUGAUGAACAUGCGGUGGUCCUAUCAUCUGCCAAGAUACUGUGUGAAACCAUAAAGGACUUCGUUUCCAAGGUAGAGAAAACAUAUGAUAAAACAUUGGAAAACGCCGUUGUAGCAGAAGCUGUGGCUACCAAAUGUUCGGUCUUAAAUGAGAAACUUGAACAACUGCUGCAAGCUGUGCACACAGAUUUCCAGGCUACUCCCCCGCUCCCGGGUGUUGGGGCUGUCAUCCUAGAAGAAGAUGCUGUGGAAUCUUCAAGUGAAGAAUCCUUGGGGGAAAGCAAGGACCAGCUUACAGAAGACAUUACAAAACCUUCCUCCCAGAAAGGCGUCAAACCAAGGGAAAUAAUGUUACGAGCAAACAGUUUAAAGAAAGCAGUGAGGCAAGUCAUUGAAGAAGCUGGAAAAGUUAUGGAAGAGCAGACAGUGAUCGGCACUGAUUAUGAUAGUACGGAAACGGAUGAAUCUAAAGAAGAUUCAAGAGAAUCAUUAACUGGCUUUUUGCCAACAGUUAAAGCUGCACCGCGGUCUCCAGAUGCUCCGGCAAGUCGUGGUCCUUCCCAAACUGAUUCUCUCCCUGGUCCAGCUGUGGCAGCCACCAAAGAAAAUCUCCCUGUACUCAAUACUAGAAUAAUCUGCCCAGGUUUAAGAGCAGGACUAGCUGCCUCAAUUGCUGGGAGUUCUAUUAUCAACAAAAUGUUACUAGCAAAUGUUGAUCCUUUCGGUGCAACGCCUUUUAUUGACCCCGACCUAGAUUCAGUAGAUGGAUAUUCAGAGAAGUGCGUUAUGAACAAUUACUUUGGGAUUGGAUUAGAUGCAAAAAUUUCAUUAGAAUUUAAUAAUAAGAGAGAAGAACACCCUGAAAAAUGCAGGAGCCGAACUAAAAAUUUGAUGUGGUAUGGAGUCCUUGGGACCCGGGAAUUAUUACAAAGAUCUUAUAAGAAUUUAGAACAAAGGGUUCAACUUGAGUGUGAUGGGCAGUAUAUUCCUCUCCCUAGUCUUCAAGGCAUCGCAGUGUUGAACAUCCCUAGUUAUGCUGGAGGCACCAACUUCUGGGGGGGAACCAAAGAAGAUGAUAUAUUUACUGCACCAUCAUUUGAUGACAAAAUCCUGGAGGUUGUCGCAAUAUUUGAUAGCAUGCAAAUGGCAGUGUCAAGGGUCAUUAAACUGCAGCAUCAUCGAAUAGCCCAGUGCCGUACAGUAAAAAUCACUAUAUUCGGUGAUGAAGGAGUCCCAGUGCAGGUGGAUGGUGAAGCAUGGGUUCAGCCUCCAGGAAUUAUCAAAAUUGUGCAUAAAAACAGAGCUCAGAUGCUAACAAGGGACAGAGCCUUCGAGAGCACACUGAAAUCUUGGGAAGAUAAACAGAAAGGUGACUCUGGAAAGCAGGUCCUUCGAACCCACUUGUACAUCCAGCACGCUGUUGACCUGGCCACGGAAGAGGUGUCCCAGAUGCAGCUCUGCUCCCAGGCUGCAGAGGAGCUAAUUACCAGGAUUUGUGAAGCAGCCACAAUUCACUGUCUCCUAGAGCAAGAACUGGCCCACGCCGUGAAUGCCUGCUCACACGCACUGAACAAAGCCAACCCGCGGUGCCCGGAGAGUCUUACAAGAGAUACCGCUACUGAAAUAGCCAUCAAUGUGAAGGCACUGUAUAAUGAAACAGAAUCCUUGCUGGUUGGCAGAGUUCCUUUGCAGCAGUUAGAAUCUCCGCACGAGGAGCGAGUGUCCAGUGCCUUACACUCUGUGGAGGUGGAGUUACAGAAGCUCACAGAGAUCCCCUGGCUGUAUUAUAUCUUACACCCCAAUGAGAAUGAGGAGCCUCCAAUGGAUUGCACAAAAAGAAACAACAGAAGCACAGUAUUUCGUAUAGUGCCAAAGUUUAAAAAGGACAAGGUUCAGAAGCAGAAGACAAGCUCACAGCCUGUUCAAAAAUGGGGCACAGAGGAAGUUGCUGCUUGGCUGGAUCUGCUCAAUUUGGGAGAGUACAAAGAAAUCUUCAUCCGUCAUGACAUCAGAGGGGCUGAACUUUUGCAUCUGGAAAGGCGAGAUCUUAAGGUAUUUCCUUUGUGCUAUUCUUCUGCUCUUGAAAAUUUUCUUGCAAAACAGAAUCCUUUUUCCUGUACCUCUUCUGUUAUGUGCUUUCAGCCUGGCUUGUGUUAUGCAAAUUUGCAAUAAUCUAACAUUCAUUGCCCUGGAGUCUGAGUUUCUUGUGUGCUUUCUAAACAAGAAUGUCAACAAUAUUUUCCUGUCAAAAUCGGUUUCUGGCUAUUAUGCUACAAUGCAGCAUGAAUUUAGUGAAUUUUCUCUGCAUCCAUUGUUGUGACUGUUUCUGUGCUAAUCCUUCUACGUGGAUCAUGUUUCUAUCAGUUUAUUGUAUUGGGUCAGCAUGGAAAGUUGCAGUUCUUGCUGGCAAAGACUAAAACAUCUAAUGUAAAAUUUAAAAACAAUUUAAAAUAUUUGUAACAAAGCCUUCUUAGGCAGGUAUGGUGGCACACACCUAUAAUCCCAACACUGCAGAGGAGGCUGAGGCAGGAAAAUCCCAAAAUCUCUUAAAAUAAAAAAUUUUAAAAGAUCUGGAAAUGUAGCUCAGGGAGAAGGUUAUUAUGUGGAACUAGAGGAGUUACUUAUAAGCAGUGACUACUUAUAGAUAGUCCUGUGAUUUUGCUGUGUUUCUAAACUGGCUGUUCAUGGGUUACACAAAUAAGUAGACUAAUAAAUUAAAAUUCCCUUUCCAUGACAGGGUAUUAAUAUUCUGUUAUUCUCAAAAUAAAUGUAGUAUUUCCCUACAGUUUAUUUAUUUUUAUUUUUUAGCAACUCAGGGCUUGUCAUUCAUGAUACAGAAGAAGAAUCAUUAACUGAUAGUCAUUAGUGAUUCUCUUUUAUUCUUUGUGUGGAGACUCAAUAGUAGAAACAGCCAAAGUGCCUUAGUCUGUACAAAAGUUAAAAAUAGAAUUUUACCAGGGUACGAGUAUUACCAUAUGCUAGCAUUUGAAAACUACAGAUUAACACUGUUGAAGUGAUGCUUUUGUUAGAGACUAAGUUCUAGAUUGCAGAAAAUUAUAACAGCAAAUUCCUUAUAUAUUGGUGGGCUAUUAUGCCUUCAUCUAUAAGUUAGUGGAGCUCUUUGAAUAGAUGAAUAGUUGGGUAAUGUAUAGAUAGAUCUUUGAGCAAUCAAUGUUUUUGCACAUCAAGGAGUAGACACCACUCACAUAUGAAAAUCUUAGCCAGAAUAAUAAUAAAACAAUAGCUAGCUCAUUACCAUGAUUCAGAAUCUCAAUUCUGGAGCAGAAUAAAGUAAAUAAAGUUCAUAAAGCAAAGACUGACUUAGAAACUUGGAAUGAGUACAUGAAAAGGUAAAUGUAGGGGAUCUUUUUAAAAUUAUUAUUAUUAUUAUUAUUAUUUUGUACCAAGGAUUUAACUCAUGACCUCAUACUUGUCAGGCAGGUACUAUGCUGCUGACCCACAUCCCCAGCAAUUGUAGGAGAUCUUAUAAUCAAAUAUUAAUGUAGCUUCUCAAAUUAUUGACAGGCUGUAAUCCUUGUACAUCAGUCCUGAUUACAGUAUUAUGUCAGCUUCUCUAGAUGAUGUCUGCUUUCUAGAGACUUGUAUCUCAUUGUCCAUGAAAUAAGCAUGUAUUCAAGGAAAACACUGUAUAAAGAAUGCACACAUAAAAUAUUAGUGUGUUAUAUAAAUACAUAUACAUGGUGUAUAAAUCCAUACAAACAUGUGAACACAGAUAUACACAUACACAUGCACACAUACUAUAACAAAUACAGUACCUCAGUUUAUGGACUUAAUUAGUUCCACAAUUCUGGAAAGACGACCACAUUCAUGUUUGUGUGGGAAAGAUGGCUGUAGUUGUGUUUGUCACCUAGUGCAGAAUUGGCAAACAAACCCAAAGUUUUGUCAGACGCUUCCAUUUGCAGACCAAAUUGUUUGUAAACAAAAGUAUUCAUGAACACUACCUGCAUUUGCAUAAUGCUAAAGCACAUGUAUAAAGUGAUGCAAAGUCAGAGUAAAAGGAACUGUGUUGAAGAGACACUAAGAAACCAGGCACGAUGGCACACACUUGAAAUCCUGUACCCAGAAGACUGAGGCUGGAGAAUCAUUGCGAACUCAAGGCCAGCCUGAAUGAAUUACUUAGUGAGACCCUGUCUCAAAAAACAAAACAAGACCAAAAAAAAAAAAGAAUAAGAAACUAUGCAUGGUGGCACAUGCCUGUAAUCACAGUCUUUGGAGGACUGAGGCAGGAGGAUCCUUGUGAGGUCAAGAACAGCCUGGGUUACAAAGUGAGCUCAAGGCCAGCCUGAACUGCAUAGCGCGACCCGGUCUCAAAAAGACCAAAAGAAGAAAGGAGAUGAUUGAGGAUUAUUUUAGUGAACUUACUAGCUUUUUAUUGUUCUGUUUUGUUUUUAUUUUUAAUGCAAAGUAUUUCCUUGCCUUAAAACUUUUAUUUUAGACAUCUGUAUUGACAUUUUGUUUUUAACUUUAUCUAUUUUGUUCUAAAACAGGAUAUGAGGGGGAUGAAAAAGAAAAUUGUACAGGAAAAGCCUUGUGUAGCACAGAACCGUUAUGUGAGCUAUCUGUGCACCACUGUGAGAGGAUUCCUGAUAAAGCCGACUUAAAGUAGAGAAGAUGUAUUUUGGCUCACAGCUGUGCAGGUUUCAGUCUGCGAGCUCCACGGCUGUGGGCCCCCGGUGAGGCAGAACAACUUGGCAGAAGGGCGUGGGCAGCAAAGCUGCUCACCUCCCGCAGCCAGGAAGCAGCCAGGAAGCAGAGCGAGUUGGAAGGGGUCGGAGUGAAGGCACCAGGGACGAGGCCCACCCUGCAGAGGUGUGUCCCAAGUGACCUGCCUCAUCCCAGUAGGCUCCACAUUCUCAUAAGCCCUAUGAGCUAUGAACUCAUCGAUCGAUUAAUCUACUUUAAAAAAUUAGAGCCUUUGUGAUCCAUUUAACUCCCCAGAUCCCAUCCGCUGGCAGCCAGACCUUCAGCACAGUGAAAAUUGAAACAUCUUGCCUGACCUUUUUGUGAACUUCAGGAUUGCAUCAGCGACAGAGCCUCUGUAUCUCUCCCUCUCCCACAGUAGUCUCUUUUGACACUUGGAUGACACGUAGGGAUAUAAUCUUAGCAUGUCUAAAAGCGAACUGUUGAUCUCCUCUGCCGCUCAAGUGCUCUGCAUUUUAGUACGUCACACGUCUGGUCCUCCAGGUGCUGAAGGCAGAGAAGCCCAGAGACUCAUUUAGCAGGAGAUGAAUUCAUCUCCUGCUCCAACCUGUCCAGCCUCUCAGCAACUCACGGUGGUUCUGGUCUCCAUUCAUUGCUCUCAUCGCCUGUCCCAGCCCUGUACUACACUAAUGUCACAUCUGGCCAGGAGCCUCCUACCCACCCUUUCCACUCUCCUCCAAUCCAUUGUCCAUCGUCUCUCCGUAAUCCACAGUGCAACCACCGUGGUACGUUAACAUCGUCCAUCAAGUGUAUCACUUAAAACAUUUCAGUGGCUUCCCAUUUCUCUGAGAAUAAAGACUCCCAUCUUUAUGGAGGCUUGAAAGCUUCCUCCACCUGUUUACUGUUCCUCCUAGGGAGUCUCUGGCCCCUCGAUGGGUUGUGCCCCAUCCACUUGACCUAAGAUUUCAGUUGCUUGAAAAUGCCUAAUAUUUCCUCACCCUAGAGAUGUGCCCUCUUCUGCUCUGCGUCUCCCUGUCUGCCUGGCUAACGCUUGGUGAGAACUUGGCUUAAGUGUACUUCUUUGUCACUGAAAGCAACUGGAGAUAGCAGCGUGAUUAGAUGAGAAAGAGGCAGCUUCUAAUGUGCAUUAACUGUUAAAGAAACAAAAGGGACAGUUCUCCAGGAGAGGAAAGUAGGAAAAGGUGAAAUCGUCAGAGAAAGUGUUUAAAGCAUGGUGGGGUUUUCUGUUAUUUUUCCAGUUUGGAAAGUUGUUGUGUAUGGCUGGAAGAAUAACUGAAUGUCUACAAAAUAAAAAACUCUUUGGCAAAGGUUGGCUUCUUCAUCCAAAGGAAGAAAAAGCCAAUAGUAAAGAACACAAUAAUAAUAAGUACAUAACAUGUGAUAAGCAACAUGCUCAUAUAUAAAAGGGAAGAAAAAGCUAACAAAUAUUAGAUAACUGCAUCACAACCUAGCCUCUAAGACCUAAAAGCACUACACUGAAAUAGAAGUAAACAAUAUACAGCUUUGGGCUGGGGUUUAUCUCAGUGGUGUGAGCACCUGUGUGGCUGGUAUAAGGUCAUGAGUUUAAUCCCUGGUACCAAAAUAUAUAGAGAGCAGAGACAGAGACAGACAGAGAAAGCUAAGGAGUUAAUGUAACUUAAAUUAUAGAAAACAGUGAUCUUGUUAUACUAACUAAAGUACUAAUUUUGAAGUAGAGUCUGCCUCCUCUGGGUAGGUUUUUAUUCUGGAGAAUACAGUGCAUACAUAUCCUAAAAUAAAAUAUUUAGUAUUUGAGUACUAAAAUAUUUAGUUUUUUAUAGGCAGGUAUCUGUUAUCACAAAGACUACCUAAAUAUUCUAUUCAUAAAGGAAGCGUAAGUGUAAUAACAAAUGUGUUUACAUUCUGAAUUUAGGUAACAAACACUGAUAGCUUCCUUUAGGAGUUGGCCUUGGUUUUAAAUGUGACAUUUGGGACUGGAGAUGUAGCUUAGUGGCACAAAUGCAGGCCUGGCAAGCGCAAGGUCCUGAGUUCAAUUCCCUGUACCAAAAAAAUUAAUAAUUAAAAAUACCUGUGAUAUUUAUCAUAUACCCAGAAGAUGUAUAGUUAUACUUUCCAGGAUUCAGAAUCAGGCCUAACAUUGUUACUUGUAGAAUUUAAAGAGCUCAUAAAGGAUAGGGGAGAGAGAGAGAGAGAGAGAACACUUAAUCCACUCUAAUCUAUUUUAUUUAAACAUUUCAAAACAAUGUUCUUCCAUUACAAAAUCAGGUGAGUAUUUGGAGUCUAUCUUUUCUGAGAAAUAUGUUCUAUUUUUUAGAUUGCUUUGUAAGUAACUUUACUGAUUUUCUACUAAUUUACUUAUUUUCAAAUAUUAUACAUUGUUUUGUAAAGAGUUCAUUUGAUCUCUCACACUAGCAAACUGAUUAUGCUUUUUACACUUAAGAAAUUGUGGGUUUCAGAGGCUUUCCCUCUUUCCUGCAGCUUUUCAGGUGGGUAUUUUGGCUGUCUUGCAUGAGUUGUUUCAUUUCUGCAGCGAGUAUUUGCCAAGUGCCUGCCAUGCAAUAUAGAAAGAAUAGAAAAAGUGUAUUGGUUUUGACUCUUCAAGAACUGGCCCAGUAUACGUAAUUUAUGAAAAUAACAGUUAAGCAGAGCUUGCAUAGGAUUUUUUUAACCAGCUAGUAAUUUUUCAGUGUCAGGUUUUUUUUUUUUUAAUUAUUAACUUCUUUUUUCUAGCGAUUGCUUCCUAAAUCAUUGAAUACAAAUUAAAAUGGAUACACUGCAUAUCAUCUAUGUGCUUGCUGGUUAAAUAUCUAAUACUGUGUUUUCUCUUAUCAGUAAACUUGUUUUGUCUUUCUCCUUCCUUCCCUUCUUCCUGCCUUCUUUCCUUCCCC
This is a messenger RNA of Cavia porcellus (domestic guinea pig), 24397 nucleotides long. It is a transcript of the gene Dgkh, whose product is annotated as diacylglycerol kinase eta. The coding region runs from base 15753 to 19019 and encodes 1088 amino acids. The transcript has 27 exons. The record is from RefSeq and is a predicted model, not a curated record. NCBI's taxonomy places the organism in Eukaryota, Metazoa, Chordata, Mammalia, Rodentia, Caviidae. Gene Ontology annotation, biological process: lipid phosphorylation; intracellular signal transduction; diacylglycerol metabolic process. Gene Ontology annotation, molecular function: protein binding; ATP-dependent diacylglycerol kinase activity.